This is a messenger RNA of Manduca sexta (tobacco hornworm), 2886 nucleotides long. RefSeq names its product alkaline phosphatase, tissue-nonspecific isozyme. Gene Ontology annotation, biological process: dephosphorylation. The record is from RefSeq and is a predicted model, not a curated record. Gene Ontology annotation, molecular function: alkaline phosphatase activity. NCBI's taxonomy places the organism in Eukaryota, Metazoa, Arthropoda, Insecta, Lepidoptera, Sphingidae. The transcript is spliced from 9 exons. The coding region runs from base 62 to 1639 and encodes 525 amino acids.
UCAAGCGACCACUUUGUUGAUUGGCCCGCCAGAUCCAGUCAGUUUACCGGGAAACAGUGCGAUGUUUGGUCGAGUGUUAUUUAUUUUAUUUCUUACGACAGCGCAAUGCACACUUCCAAAAGAUCAAGAAUACUGGAAGAAACUUGCAAGAGAAGAGUUCGAAGGAAGUCUAUCGCUCCAAAUAAAUAACAAUAUUGCUAAGAAUGUGAUCCUGUUUGUCGGCGACGGCAUGGGGAUUAACACGGUAACUGCCACGAGGAUAUACAAGGGUGGCGCGUCUCAUCGACUGGCGUUUGAGAAGUUUCCAUUUACGGGCUUAUUGAAAACGUACUCAGCGAAUAAAAUGGUGCCAGAUUCAGCGAGUUCUGGCACAGCGCUGUUCUCUGGUGUGAAGGUCAACCAGGAGACGGUCGGGGUUGACGCCACCGUGGAGCGUGGGGACUGUGCCGCUUCACUCAAGCCCGCUGCGAGGCUAGACUCCCUAGCUGCGCAGUUCCUGAAGGCUGGUAGGAGAGCUGGUCUAGUAACAACAACCCGAGUGACGCACGCGACCCCUAGCGGGCUGUACGCACACAGCGCUUACCGGAAAUGGGAGUGCGAGGCCACGAUGCCUCAGGACGCUGCCGAAUGUAAGGAUAUUGCGCGGCAGUUGGUCGAGGACUGGCCGGGGAGGGACCUUCAUGUAAUAUUAGGCGGUGGGAGGCAAGUCUUCGAGACUAACUCUACCAACACGAAGGAGGAUCCGUACGACACCUGGUCCUGCAGACGGAGAGACAACAGGAAUCUCACGGAAGUGUACAUCCAGGAUAAAGAGAAGAGAAAUUUGAAGUACAGCUACGUCAAAAAUACCGGGGAACUUAAAGAGAUAGAUCAUCAGAACACUGACUACUUACUAGGUAUAUUUGCCAACGGUCACCUGAAGUAUGAAGACGAGAGGAACAGAGGUGAUGAGGGAAUGCCCUCGCUCACUGAUAUGGUGGAAGCCGCCAUAAAAGUUCUAUCCUCGGACCAGAAUGGAUAUUAUCUUAUGGUGGAAGGUGGCAACAUAGACAUGGCUCACCACCGCGGCUGGGCCAAGAGAGCUCUGAACGAAGCAGCAGAGAUGGAGAAUGCGGUACAGCUGGCCUUGCGGGUGACAGACCCCAAGAACACCCUGAUCAUAGUGACCAGUGAUCAUGGACACACGCUGUCUAUUAACGGGUACCCGCUUAGGGACUCUGAUAUUACCGGUAUAGCUCAAAAGUCACCAUAUGACGGUAAAAACUACACUACACUGUCGUACGGUACUGGGGGGCCCGACGCCCUGCACUACCACGUUGUGAGCGACGAGAACGGAACUAAGAUCGCGCGAGACGAGCCGAGUAUACUCGUCGCGACGAGAUUCGACUACAAGCAGCCAGCCGGCAUCAUACUUGAUGAGAAUAGUCAUGGCGGUGGGGACGUGGCUAUUUAUGCGACAGGUCCCCACGCUCACCUGUUCACUGGAGUCCACGAGCAGCACUAUGUGUAUCACGCGGUGUGCUGCGCCGCACACGUGGGCGACACGGCGGGUGUGUGCAGCGGCGCACACGCAUACACAAACACACUCAUCUUAUACACAAUUAUACUAGCGUUUAUUGUUGUACAAAUGUUUUUAUAACGUUUAUUGUAGUGCUAGUAUGAAUGCCUCGCACAUUUAAAAAAUAGAAAAUAAGAACCAAUUUUGAAUAAGACUAAAUAAAAAUCUUGUCAGAUAUUCAUAUUUUCGUGAUUGAACUAGAAUCCCAUUAUAGGAUUUAUUAUUCCCAUCUAUUUAUCAUAAACGGAGUAUAUAUUUUUUUAUAAAUAUUUAGUGGAAAUUGCAAAUAAACAAAUUCAUAUGAUGAUAUUACAUUUAGCAGGAAUAAUCUCUUGACUAAUAGGCGGUUCUGUUAUAUCUCUGAAUAUAGAAUAUAUCUCAAUAUUAAUACAGUAGAAACCGGUUAUAACGACAUCGGUUAUAACAAUUAACCGUCAUUUUCAAUAAACAAACCUGGUCCAUUUUUUUGAUCUAUCCAAAACAAUGAUCGAUGAGAACAGUUUUUUUUUAAAUGCUUACAAAUGAUUUAUUUUGAUUGAUUAAUUCUCGGGAUCGGAUUAAAGAUUGAAAUUGGGAUGGUUUAUUGAAGUCGAUUGUAAAGGGCGAAAUCCUGUUAAAUACAUGUUUAAUAAAAGAGUAUCGUUUAUUACGACUCGGAUAUAGCGUCCAGAUAAGGUGGUCCCUUAAAUUUCGUUAUAACCGGUUUUCAAUAUAUUUAUAUUUUUCUCUCGAAAAUAUUUUAUUUUUACAUUUUUUAAAGAAUUAUGUUGAAACUUUUUAAUGUUUUAAAAAUAAGUUGCAAUGUGUAUUUAUUUAUUAUUUAUUAGUAAACAUUUGUUGAAUUAUAUUGUGAGUUUGUUAGGAUAUAGGACAUUAUCACUUUGUCUAGCAUCUAAUAUUGUUUGAUAAUGAAAACAAAGUAAUAUAUUUUUUUAGAAUUUAUUCGAUAUAUUUUUUGACAACAUAUAAUUUUGAGUUGGUAGGGGUGGCAGAAGUGCAAUCAGACCACCCACUAUAGCUAAGUGUGUUCCGACCCAUGAUAUGAUAGGGCGCGACACUAUCGCCAUACGGCACAAAUUCCAGAUUGGGCUGAUAGUGAACAGCAAAACCCUAAUCACUGUCCUUAUUGGAAUUCGAACCCGGAACCUCAAGGUAGUGGUUCGACUCACACAAUACAACGCCACCAAGCCAGUCCUAAGUUCCUACAUGUAUUUAAUCCACUUACGGGUAAAUAGUUUUUACACGAAUAGUGUCCAAUAAUUUGUUCUAUUGUAUUGUCAAUUAUCACUAUUUAUUGUAUAUUUACAAAAUAAAUUAUUACAAAUAUA